Messenger RNA from Dimorphilus gyrociliatus, 2526 nucleotides. NCBI's taxonomy places the organism in Eukaryota, Metazoa, Annelida, Polychaeta, Dinophilidae. The record is from the annotation of a GenBank genome assembly.
AGAACGAUUUUCGAAUGAAACGAGACAGAACGCGUUCCAUUCCGAAAAUAUCGAAAAUAAAUAACUUAUUAAUAUUUUAAAAAUAUAUACAUUGUUAUCUGCAAAUUUUGAAUGAAUUAAGAGGAUAGUAUGCCUAUCAAACGUUUAGGACCGUUAGAAAAGACUGAACGAGCUGGAGACACUAUAAAAUCGAAAGUUGAUGCUCUUUUGGAGCAAUGCGAAAAAAGACUAGAAGAUAAUAAAACAAAGCAUGAUGAAAAGCAAACUAAAUCAUUAAUAACAAAAUGUGAAAACAUAUUUAAAGAAAUUGAUAAACAUAUUACAACUGUAGAGAAAUUACUGCAUAAAAAUGAAAAAGAAAAAAUUGAGGAUUUUGAUCAGAGAAAAGAAAGUGAAGUAAAGAGGGUUAAUAACUUCAAAUCUGAAGUAAACAAACGAAAAUUACUAUUAGAAGGUAAAGAACUUCCAAAAGAAGAAAAAAAAGAACAAACAGAGAGCGAAUAUGAAACAGAUAGUGAGUAUGAAACAGAUUCGGAAUAUGAAACAGAUUCUGAGGAAGAAGAAUCUAAACCAAGUGCUCCAAUUAGAGCUACAACCUCAUCUGGCAAAACAGAAUCUGCUCCGCCAAAAGCAGCUGUGGCUUCUGGCAAAAAAAAUGAUAAAGAAUCAGAACAAAUAGCCAAAAAAGACGAAAAAAGCACAGAUAAAAAGACAGAGCUAAGUGAACAAUCUAAGAAAGAUACUAGUUCCAAGGAUACAAAGAAAGAAGAUACAAAAAGUAAAGUUGAGGUAGAAUCGAAGGAAAAUAAAGCAGUAACACCAGCUCCUCGAGGAAAGUCAGUUCCCGAGGAUGAAUCUAGUGAAUAUGAAACUGACACUGGGGAAGAAGAUGAAGGAAGUAGCGAAUACGAGACUUAUACAGGCUCUGAUGAUGAAGAGGAAGAAAUUGACGAAGAUGAGAGAGCCAAAAUAGAAAACUUUAAACCAGUCGUUGUUGAAGCGAUAAGUGAUUAUGACGCAGAAAAAGAAAACUACCUACCAUUUAGUGAGGGUGAACGAUUAACUCUUGUAAGGUACAUUGGUAAGGGCUGGUAUCUUGGAGAAAAUAGUGAUAAUGUGACAGGUCUUGUUCCAAUAAAUUUUUUUGAACACGUCAAUAUUUAUGAAGGCGUUCAGCAAGCAGCUGAUGACGAAUCUGAAGAAGAAGCUGUGAAAUCUCCUAAAGGGUGUGUAUUAAAAUUCGCCAGCAAACUCAUGUGGAAUAAGAUACAGUCAUCAUUGAAAGAGAAAUCUGUUACUGAUGUUCUACACGCUUUUGGAGCCGUACCAGCUGGUUUUAGACCAAGUACCUUAGCUAAAUUACAAAACUCAGAAAAAUAUUCUUUAUUACCCAUCCUGCAUCCAAAGCUCAGUGACUCUGCCUUGUCUUAUAAAGACUUGGCCUUUGACCUUACCACAGAAAAAAUUACGACGAGGCCUGUAGCGAUCCAGCGCAUUAUUCAAUUACAAGUCGCGAAAAAUAUUCCUCCUCCAGGAAAAGGUGUCGAUAUACUAAGCCGGCAUGUUCGAAUUUGCCUAUUUGAUGGGAGAAAUGUUGCUAGCAAUAUUUUUACUGUAAGAAUUGGUUCAAUUGACAAAGAUAAUCGCACCUGGAAUUUUAAUACAAAACUGACUGAUAAUAUGAAAUGUAUAGAUUUCGGAGAAGUCUUCUUACGAACAAACUUUACGGAAAAUAUCAGUAUUUUGUUCGAACUUUCUGUGGGUUACAUAAGACAAAGUUCCGGAGAAAAAGGGGAAUUAUCCUGUGGUUGGACAACUAUUCCAUUAUGUGACACUGAAAAAGUUCCGUUGGCUAACAGAGUUUAUGAUAAAACGCUAAAUGGUGGUACCAUUUAUGAAAGAGGAGUUGAAGUGGACCCUCAAAUAAGCAGAAAAGAAAGUGAUGUAGCAAACACUGGAAUCUUCAGGUCGUUAAUGAACAAGCAACCAGUUUUUUCGGUUAAAAUCACCCAACCGAGUAAAGACCAAAAGCAACUGUUAGAUACAUUGCCUGAUACCUGUAUUGCAAGCACUACUUACAUAACAUAUCUAUCUUUCUAUAGAGAAUUGUUAUGUGAUCAACUCAUUAGGGAUUGUUCUGACGUGCAGUCAAUAGAACUAAUUCAUAAUCCCCUACUGGUGACUUUUCCACUGGCUGUAAAUGAUCCAGAUUUGAUGGACACACUUAGGAGAGCUUGGUUAAAUAAAUUUAAGCAAACAUCCCGAAAUCAAAAGAAAGAUUUCGACUUUAUGAAAAAAAUGUUUUACGACACAUUUAUGGAAAACGUUUAUCCUCUUUAUCAUUCUGCUUCUCUGCCUGUGUUUGAUUUGAUUGACUCAGAGAGUCGCAUUCAAAGGCAGGAAGAAAUUAAAAGGCUUUCAGAAUUAUCAACUUCAAGGAAUUUUGUGGCCUCUUUACUAAGUGCAAAAACCGUGCAUAAACCUUUUGACUUAUCCGAAGUCAGUUUUCAUAUUCUCGGAAUUUAA